Amoebophrya sp. A120 is the source of this 3443-nucleotide messenger RNA. Lineage: Eukaryota; Dinophyceae; Syndiniales; Amoebophryaceae. The record is from the annotation of a GenBank genome assembly.
CUCGACUCGAAGCGAUCUGUAGACACACGUAGAAAUAGACCACACACCGUUUACGGAUUUUACUCAGUUAGCCGCCUGCAUUUUUCCGUACGAAGUACCUGCAUAGAUCUGCAUCUUAACAAUCUUACUUCACGCUUUCGGCGUAGUUUACAAUUAAACAUUUUUACCUUUGACACACUAAUUAGCCAUUUUUUCCCUGCAUCAGAAGUUUUUGAUUUGUGUUUUACAGGUGUAAAAGACACGAAAUUAAGCUAACAAUAAGCUCACCACUUGAAGACUCCAAGAUCAACUGAAGGUACUGAAGUAUAAACUUUGAUUGCUGUCCUCGUAAGCUAUCUCUCUGGUCUUGAUUCGCGUUGUCACGCCAUCGAAACCGCGGUCCCUCGAGGAAGGUACUAGAACAUUGUCAAACUCAUCUCUUUGCCUACCAAUCGAUGAAAAUGCUUUUUCCAACUUUUCUGCUUAUCGUGGCGGGGCUUCCGCUGCUGGAUGGCGCACGACCCUCCCGACCCGCGGCACUUUUCAGUCCUAAGGUUCCGGCGCGCCUGCAGCAGCCGUGGUCCGCCCGCUAUGAGCACUGCAAGAACGCGGCAGAGCGGGAGCGCAUGCUCGGCGCGAUGUCAGGGGAAGCACUGGCAACCGAUGUGCACAGCUGCGUGGACGUUGUGAAGACCGGACUGACAAAGCGCGGGUACGUCGAUAACGACGCGAUUUCCGCUUUGGCACGCGCCAUCCACGCGGAUAUCGAGGUUUUUUUCGUGUUGGACAAUUUUCUCCUGAACUUCGCGGGCGACCGCCACUCGAGGCCGAAGGAGGAUUUCUGGGCCGCGCUGAUGCGACGCUCCGCCACGCCGCCGCGAUCGAACCGGGAUCAAGGGGGUCGGGAACCGCAACCCAUGCUGGUAAUGGAAUCUUUACUCAAACGCUUGGAGGAACGGAGGUCGCGCGCCGAACGUCCAUUGACCACAUGGCAUGUCCAGCGGCUUCUGAAGCCGCUCUACAAGUACGCACUGAAACCGGCCUUGAACGACCACAUGUACGCUGACCGCUUGCGGACCGAAUGGUUGCCCAUCUAUCUAGGCGGUCCGAAAAUUGCCUCAAAGGUAGAAAGACUCUCGCAGCCGGACAACUAUGACAAAAUCUUGAUCGGCAUUUUUCAACUGUUUCGCAAUUCCCUCACCGGAUGCUUUGCGCGAGCCAAAGCACUUGGGGCUCCGAGCCGAUCACGAUCGCCGUCCGGCCGAUCGAGACCGAAGUCGGUUGAACGGGUAGAGUACGAUGUCCCGUGCGCGGAUGGUAAAACGCCGACUCCGUUCAAUCGGCACAAGCAGCACCUGCAACAGCUGCGCAGCGUGAAAAACCGGGAGGCCGAGCUCUAUUCCGCCGGCAGCGUCCGCCAGCUGCACCAGGUGCACAACCGCGGGCUGGCAAACCGACUUGAAGAGGUGCCAGAGCGCAUGGCCGUGGUGAACGCGGUUUUGGACGUUCUAAACGAACACCCCGAACUGCUGUCGUGGGGUUCUCCCGAUGAAAGUAGAAUACCCAGCACCUGGCUCUUUCUCGGACCUCUGGCGCAGUUAGCGGCCAAACAACCGGGGAAUUUGGCGAAGAAGAUCAACCUGGUGCUGAAGCGGUAUGUGAAAUCUUUGAACACCAUCGCCCAUAACCACGGUGGGCGUCGAGGACCACUGCCGAGGCAGGCCGGGGGACCAGAGCGGGCGGGUCGUCGGGGACCUUCGGCGGAGCGGAAUAGUAAGAUCGCGCCGAUUUCGCGGAAUCUGGUUAAUGUUGAAAUUCAGCCCAGCGUACAGCGCAGCAAGUCGGAUAACGGGGGCGGUGUCUUGAGCAAGAGGCACAAGAGUCCUCACCAGGGACGAUGCCGGAGGCGUUUCGCCAACGAAAAUCAAGAGAAUGACCCGCGACUGCUGAACCAAACUAACAGGGACUUAGCAGCUCUCUUUGGGCAGCAGCCACCACCGAGGGCGGCGCCAUGGAUGCAGGUGGGUGCAGGAGGUACUAGCGAUGCUGGAUCGGAGGGCACACAACUGCCGCGUGACGAAACACUACUGCGUCCACGUGAAGGAACAUCAUUACAACGGGAGGAACAAACUAUGCGGGCAGAGCUGACGAUGGCAGCCGCUGCAGACGUUGUUCAGGUCGCAGAGGAUACUGACGCACCUCCACUCGCGGAAAGAACGCUCGAGGCGCCUCGUGCAAGAGGACUGGGGCGCGCAGACGGGUCUCUGGCUCCUCGCCGACACUACCGCCCACCCCAGCACCCCGCUGGACUCACCGACCUGAGCAGCAGUAGCGAAGGUACUAGCGAAAGGACCAGUUCUUUGGUGUACUCGGCCGAUUCAUGCACCGAACCUCAGCAGCAGUUGGAAAUGACCAUGGUUCCCCCGUCCGAAUCGCAAGGGGAGACGAGCUUCGCAACAACGGUACGCAGGGACAAUGUCGGAAACGCUGACCCGUCCUGGAUCAGCGAACUGAGCGGCGUCGUAGAGCUUGAUGGAUCUUCUGCAACACAGGAACGCUCUGAUCUGACAUCCCCACGACCGCACGAAGCCACGCUCCGCUCCGCUGCGGAGAUGGAUCAGGCGCAAACGCAAAGAUCCUUGCCGCAAUCCCCGCAAUUUUGGGGGGAAUUCCCUGCUCUGGACGAUGAUUUUGUUGGGCGGUACGGCGACGACGGGUGGUUGGAAGAGGCUCAUUACGAGGCGGACGAGUUGGUGGAAUCGAUCGAGCGCAUGUAUCAGGAAGCAAUGUUGUCAUCCGACGACUCGCUUGAGUCAGGGCCGUCAACUGUGUCGUCACUGAUGCUGCGCUGUGAAGCAUUGCUCCGUGCCAUGGACGGGGUGCGAUCAGAGAAUGAGGCGGAGCUGAGCGAGGAAGAGGCAGAAGAUGUUGACCAGAACGCCACUCGUGCCGCAUGGUUGGAAGAGCAAGACGAAGUGCUAUUCCGCUCUCCGCAGCUCAGUAUCGAUAUUCCAGAACCUCAACCUGAACUUUCCGACUCUCCUCGAUACCCCGACGCCGCCGUGCCAAUGGCGUUCCACCCAGAUUAUUACUUUGGUUCGCAGGUGGUCUCGCCGAUCUCAAUUGUCCAUCCGUCCGACGUAUCGGGCUUGCCAGACAGUUCCUUCGCGAGUGAUGUGGUGCAGCUGCAGAGAGGUGGCGGGUUGCUGACGCCACCUCCUGGUAGGAUGCAGAGAGGCGGGUUGGUGACACCACCUCCUGGUGGGCAGAUGCCAUUUACACCAUCGCCGUUGGGUAGCGGACGAUCUACACCUGCUCUAUCGACGCCGAGUCGAACACCUCAGCCGCGCCGCGGUAGGCGUCUCUCCGGUCCAACUCCGCCGUCAUCGGGUCCUUCUACACCGAACACGACCGCGAGGAACAGGAACCGGUCCGUGCCCAGUGUCCGUCCGAUCUGGCGAUGA